CUUUCAGUAUUCAAACACUUGGCCUGGAGGGAGGAUAUUACAGGCGUGGUUGCUCUCACUUUAUUAGGGGAGGGGGGGCUUCUUUUAAAUCGCGUGUGUUCAACGAAGGUAUUUUUCUCUGUUUUGCUCUUUUUUCUUUCCGUUUCUGUUUUGCGAUGGCCAAAGGAGAAGGAGCUGAACAAUACUCCAACGCCAGUUUACUAAAUAAAUCGGUCAGCUCGGAUGCUGUCAAGCUCGCAAAGAAGCAUGAGGGCAAGCACAAGUUAUCGGUGUGUAACAAGAUAUGCUAUGCAAUCGGCGGUGCGCCCUACCAGAUCACAGCGUCUGCUCUGGGCUUCUUCCUGCAGAUCUAUCUCCUCGACGUAGCACAGUUGAAUCCUUCCUAUGCCUCAAUCAUCCUGUUCAGUGGCCGAGCUUGGGACGCCUUAACGGACCCCACAGUGGGUUUCCUGGUCUCCCGAAGCCCGUGGACUCGUUUUGGCCGGAUGAUGCCCUGGAUCAUACUCUCCACCCCCCUGGCUGUGAUAUCCUAUUUCCUCAUCUGGUACGUCCCCCCUUUUGAAGAUGGCAAAAUCUUCUGGUAUAUCUUCUUCUACUGCAUCUUCCAGACCUUGCAGACCUGCUUCCACGUGCCAUAUUCUGCCCUCACCAUGUUCAUCACCUCAGAGCAGAAGGAGAGGGACUCCGCUACCGCCUACAGGAUGACGGUGGAGGUUUUCGGCAUCUUGCUCGGCACGGCUAUCCAGGGACAGAUUGUGGGCAUGGCCAACGCUCCCUGCCUCAACAGAACCGAGGGAUUCAUGGCAAAUCACACCAACUUCACCGCUUUCGCCGGCCAAAACGAGUCGGACCACUCCAUCACACUGCAGCACACGAGGGACGCGUACAUGAUCGCGUCUGGCGUCGUCUGCGUCAUAUACGUCCUCUGCGCGGUCGUCCUGUCCGCUGGCGUGAGAGAACAACGGGAGGCCGUCGGGAUCAGGUCGAAGCCUGUGUCCUUCUUUGAAGGGAUCAAGAUGGUGAUGGGCUAUGGACCCUAUGCCAAACUGGUCAUGGGAUUCCUCUUCACCUCGCUGGCUUUCAUGCUCCUGGAGGGAAACUUCGCCCUCUUCUGCUCCUACACGCUGGGUUUCAGGGACGACUUCCAGAACAUUCUGCUGGUCAUCAUGAUCUCUGCUACUUUAGCCAUCCCGUUCUGGCAGUGGUUCCUGACUCGCUUUGGGAAGAAGACCGCCACUUAUGUCGGCAUCUUGUCGGCCGUUCCCUUCAUGAUCCUGGUGGUGAGCAUAAAGGGCAACCUCAUCGUCACCUACGUGGUCUGUUUCUUCUCUGGCGUGGCCGUGGCUGCCGCCUUACUGCUGCCCUGGUCCAUGCUGCCUGACGUGGUCGACGAUUUCAAAGUUCAAAACCCAAACACCACAGGGCACGAAGCCAUCUUCUAUUCUUUCUACGUUUUCUUCACCAAGUUUGCUUCUGGCAUCUCGCUGGGCGUCUCCACGCUGAGUUUAGACUUUGCAGGAUACGUCACCAGAGGUUGCCACCAGCCUGACGAGGUGCACUUGACCUUGAAAAUGCUGGUGUCAGGCGCCCCCGUCAUCCUCAUCUUCAUCGGCCUGGCAAUCUUCUACACCUAUCCCAUCAACGAGAAGCGGAGGAAGGGCAACUGCAAGAUCCUGCAGGAAAUUAGGAACGACGAGGAUUCGGAGUCAGACUCGACGGAGGUCACCAACAUGAUCUAGGACGUUUUGCAGAGGCCCUUUUGCACCAAUCGCUUGAUUGGCCGGCGUUUUGCACUGGACGGGAUCAACGGACCCAGACAUGGACCCGGGCGUGUCGGAUCGCACGGACACCGCCUCGCCCAUCCAGUUCUCCUGCUGCUGCUGCUGCUGCUGCCGUUCCGAGUUCAAAAACUGUGUGAGCCUCGCCGAGGCCUGCCUUAAAACAUCCCGGUCCUCCUUUUGUGUCGGUGAUGAUUUCCUGGCUUGACACUCGUCCAGUCAGCCACGCAUCACCGAGCCUUACCUUUUUGGACAACAUACUACUAAGUGCAGCGGCAGAAUCUUUUCCUUUUUACCAGGUUGGUCUCGAUUUUUGAAGUUGCACAAGAAGGGUGAAUUUGCAUUUACGGUGCUUGUCGCUGGAGCCGAGCCGGCUGCUCUUUUGUACGUAAACCGCACUACACAUUAUCGACCAUUAGCACUGCGCUGGGGAGAACUUCCUGGUACCGGGUCGCGAACAUGGGGAGGAACAACGAUACUGUCUUAAUUUCUGUCACAUUUCGAAGGCAAAGUUUCAAAAAUGGACAAACUGACAAGAGCGGCAAACGCUCUGUGUGCUUUAACUCAUAGUUUACAAAAAAAAAAAAAUCAAAGAUCAUAUGUGCCAGCCCGUUUGCUCCACAUUCCCGUCACGUUAGGUGUCGGCCUUCCGUCUGAGGAAGCUACGGGGAUGUGACGCGGUGCCAUGAGCCACCGCAGCUGUGAGCACACAGGUUUGCACAAUAAACUGCCAAAUCGUUAUUUUUUUUAUUUUACUUUUAUCUUUUAUAACAGCUACUGAAGACAGCAUCACCUCUUACUGCUUUAAUUUCUUGAACCGAUGCCAAACAGCGAUUGCAGCUGGUACAAAUGUCUAAAUGUUAUUUAAAUAUUUAUUAGCCGGGUUUUACAGUCCUCCUUCCUGCAGUAUUUAAACCUGUUUAAGGCCUGUACAGUUGUUCUAACUCAAGCCGCCAAGCUCUUCUUUUCCUAUGAUUCGUGCACCUUUUGACGUAUGUUGCCAUAACUACAAUCUUACAGUAGGUAUUCAAAGUUUACACAACCCCUGUUAAUACACACAGGUUGUUGUUUUUUUUUUUUGGGUGUAAAAGAAAACAAGUCGAACCCGGAUGAAUCCUUUCAGAACCUGUUUCUCCUUUACUGGAACAUGCUAUAUCAAAUCUGUUGUGGGGGGGGGGGGGGGGGCUUCCUGAAUGUCAGCGUUCAGGAGUCUAUCAGCAUCCCGCAUCCUCAGGAGAUUUUUCUGUCGGAUCUCAUUUUGGAUCUCGGCAUGGCUAUUUCUGCUGAAGUUAUCGACAUAUUCCUGAAAACAGACAAACAAAAAAAUAAAAAUAAAGACAAGUCUUGAACUUCCGGCAAACCUGAAGGUUAGCAGUCAAAACUGCCAUUUGGGACUAUUCAUGAUUUCUCUCACCUUGACAAAAAAAGUCUAAUUUCAUCUGGAGACAACUAACCCCAGCAUGACGCUGCCACCACCGUGUUUCCCUAUGUCUAUGAUGUUAAUCUGGUCCUGUGCUGUGGUUAUUUUGUUCCAAUCACACAUUUUUUGGAAUCAUGAUAAAAUGUUCCAUCACCCCAAAACACAACCUAGAUGUUAUGUUUGGAAGAGACGGAUUCUGUCUUUCAAUCCUAUCUCCUUCAGACAGAAGUAUGAAGAACAGGCGUGAUUUUUGCUCCCCUGUAGACCACAGGUGGGACUGCGUCCUUUUUUUUUUUUUUUUUUUAUCAAAUACGGAGAAAUGUUGAGGUUUUUUUUUAAUGUCACCCUUGCUUCCUAAUUUCUUCCAGUUAUUGAUAACUGCAUUGGUUAUGCCACAGGACACACGUCUCGUUUCCCUGAUCUUUGUACAGUGAGAUCAUCCUAGAAAAUCCUAGUCAGACAGCUGAACUUUAUUCCCAGUUGAACAGAUUGUCAUCAGAUACCUGAUGGCCGGCCCAGUUUCAAGACUGAGUCAAAAGGCGGACCAGCAAAGUGUUAGUUUUAGGAUGUGCCCUCUGAUGGAACCAGAACAUCACAGCUUUUUACUUUUUUUUUUUUUUUUUUUUCCCCUCCAACAUUAAUUUUGUUUUUGUUUUUUUUUGUAACUGUACAGAAAAUAUAUCGGAUAAGGUUCUGAAAGGAUUCGUCUCAUCUCCGCGUCACAAAAACCUGAAACUGUAACAGGAGUGUGCAAACAUUUUUUUUUUUAACCUCCGCUGCAACACGGUAUGCGCAAAAAAAAAAAGGGAAAGCACACUGUUGUGGUUGGAAAAAUGAGUACUUUUUUUAAUAUAUAUAUAUAUUUAUUUAAUCAACAAAGACACUUUCAUCAUCUCAGUCCUAAAAAAAUAAAAUAAAAUAAGGGCUGGCAUGUUUCAUAUCUGCUGAUAUGGAAAUGUAGUGUCAUAUGUUAUACAUAGUGAUGCAUCUUAGACGUGACAACUAAGUUGUCAUAGUGACAAUGUUUUAAUGCAUUACCCUUCUUUUCUCUCAUCUUAAUCUGUCACCUCUGAACGAUACUGUACGUGCCAACAUUGCUGACCCGUCCUGUAAUUAUUGUACAUUCUGUAAAGAUUCCCCAGUUUGGUUCUCUGGUGAGUGUGUGUGCGCGCGUGUGUGUGUGUGUGCGUGUGUGUGUGUGUGUGUGCAUUCUUUUUAUAUGUACAUUUCUUUCGUGACUGAGGCUGUUGACAAACGUGGGAGCUUUAUUUCCACGUGGAAACACACAAGCCUUGUAGACCUGCCUCCUGUGCAUAUGUAAAUAUUGUACAUAAACCUGUAAAUGGAUCCGAUGUUUGUGUGUCUGCAAGUGAACAAAGUUAUGUACACUGUACUGCAGUUGAAGAUGAAUAAUGUGAUGGAAGAAAAUAAAUAAUAAAAGCUAAUUAAGUGGAAUGAAAACCACUUGGUUUUGUUUCUCAAGAUA
Fundulus heteroclitus (mummichog) is the source of this 4684-nucleotide messenger RNA. It is a transcript of the gene mfsd2ab, whose product is annotated as major facilitator superfamily domain containing 2ab. Gene Ontology annotation, cellular component: membrane. The record is from RefSeq and is a predicted model, not a curated record. The transcript is spliced from 14 exons. Bases 156 to 1739 code for a protein of 527 amino acids. Lineage: Eukaryota; Metazoa; Chordata; Actinopteri; Cyprinodontiformes; Fundulidae. Gene Ontology annotation, molecular function: lysophospholipid:sodium symporter activity. Gene Ontology annotation, biological process: carbohydrate transport.